This is a messenger RNA of Effrenium voratum, 804 nucleotides long. The record is from the annotation of a GenBank genome assembly. NCBI's taxonomy places the organism in Eukaryota, Dinophyceae, Suessiales, Symbiodiniaceae.
AUGGUCUUUGCCUCGAAGAGCGAGUGCUUCAAGUGCCACACUAAGAAGGACGGCUCCAAGGGCACCGGCGGGCCCGAGAGCGGCCCGCCGCCGGAGAAGUUCUCGGAGGCGCUCUGGGAGAAGCCGCGGCAGCAGCUGGGGCUGCAGCUGGUGGGUGAGCUCAGCGGAGCUGGCUGGCAGUACGUCUUGUCCGACGACAGCCGGCGGAGCUUCGCGGCCUUUCUCAAUUGCCCCUUCUCCCAGGACCAGACCAGGCAGUACUUUAGCACCAUCAAGGAUGGCACCGAUUGGAAGCAGCCGGAGGGUCCCAAUGGCCCCAUCCCCCGCAAGACGGCCUGGAUGGUGGCGCCCGGGGGCUGCGUCUGCACGUAUCGCUACGGCAGGAUUGAGGUGGAGGCCUUUCCUUUCCCUCAGUGGAUGAUGCAGAUGAUGAGCACCAUUAUGCCGAUCUGCGGAUUCAAAGAUCCCAGCACUUGGCCGAAUUCCUGCAACCUCAACCUGUACGAGGACGGCGCAAUGUCAGUCGGCUGGCACUCUGACGAUGAGAGCCUCUUCCAGGGCAAGCUUGUUGACAUCCGUAUCCUGUCUCUAUCCUUGGGGGCCAGGCGCAAGUUCGAGCUUCGGGCGAACUGGCCGGAGGAGAACGAGCGGGCCCUGAAGAGCGUGAUGUUGGGAGAUGGUGACCUAAUGACCAUGGAAGGCAUGACGCAGAAGCAUUUCCAGCACCGAGUGCCCCGGGAGGCCAGGCGCAGCGUAGGCGCAGCGGUUGGAAUAAAGCGAAGGAUACCUCAGGCGAAGGUGUAG